Molecule: messenger RNA, 4298 nt
Organism: Centruroides sculpturatus (bark scorpion)
Lineage: Eukaryota; Metazoa; Arthropoda; Arachnida; Scorpiones; Buthidae
Product: dual specificity protein phosphatase 10-like
Exons: 4
Coding region: 2072-3310 (412 amino acids)
Biological process (GO): protein dephosphorylation; negative regulation of MAPK cascade
Cellular component (GO): cytoplasm; cytosol
Molecular function (GO): protein tyrosine/threonine phosphatase activity; MAP kinase tyrosine/serine/threonine phosphatase activity
Source: RefSeq, a predicted model, not a curated record
AAGGAAACUGAACUUAACAGUCUUUCUUUAUAGUACCGAGUAAAAAAAAAAUGGGAUAGAGAGAUUAAUGAUAUAUCAUUUAUAGGAUAUUUAUAACUUUGUAUAUAAUACAUUUAAAAAUUCUCAUCUUGACUAACAAGUAAGUUAUACUCGCGAGAAGCAGCAGAAUAACUUUUAAAGGACGUUUACCUCAAAUAUCGUAAAGAAUGUUAUUGAAAUAAGAUUUAGAUUAUUUAAAUAAUAAAAAUAUUUUCUUCGAAAAAAUGAGUGAAAUUUCAUGCUUUUCUCAUUUUAAUGCAAGCACGAAAUUGGAUAAUAUAUAACAUUUAAUUACUUUGUAUGUAUUUUAUACGAUUAUAUUUAACGUUAUUUAUUAUUAUUAUGUUGGAUGUUGGAUUAUUUUCACUUCUCCGAGAUUCAGUAAAUAUUAUUGUAUGGAAAGACCUUGAAAAGCGGCGAUUUGUCAACGUUGCGUCACUUGCAACAGGUCUUGCUCUGGUCUUCCCUGGCCAUGAGUCAGGCGGGUGACGAUCGGCGGCUGAUGGACGGAUUUUGAACGCUAGAUAUGCAAAUCGCUAGAGAUUUCUCUAUGAAUGACGCAUAAUAGAUUGAGCCUUCUAUUUUUAUUUUUGCGAUAAAUAUAGAAGGUUGACGAUAAGAGUGUAAAGAGUUUUUCCUCCAUAAUGCGAUACACGCUCUUAUCGAAUAUUAAAAUUGAUCAUUCGAAAAUGUUAAAUGAGAAUUUUGGCCUUUGACAGCUCUCUGGAAUAACUAUAAUCUGUUAUUCCAAGUGAAUUAAUUUUCUUCUGAAGCAUAGAAUUUUUUUAGGAUCGAAACAAUUAUAUUUAAGACGAUAGCUAACGUUGUUAACAUUUUUUCGUAGUCCGUUUUAUAACAGGAAGAUUGACAUAAUUGUGUUUAUCACGGUUAGACAAAUAGUGAAUAUUAAGUGAAGCUUUUUAUAUAAUUGUUUUAAAUUUAACUUUGGAUAUUUUGUUUAACAACAAUGCGAGGAUAAUGUAUUUCCAACAUAUUUCAUUAAUAAUAAAAUAAAAAAAAAAGCAGGAAAAUGUAGGACAACGGCUCAGGUAGAAUGAUUCAUCGAACAGACGCGAUAAAGAUUGUCCAUUCUUUUUUUGUGCAACCUCUUUUCUUAUCCCGGAGUGAUUCACGCUUCACCUCGAUCUGGUAACGUAUUUGAACGGAGUGGAGAAAUCUACGUCUGGUUGCUAAGGAUACGAAUCACGUGCCAGAGCUAGCUCCUCGGAGAGCAUUUUGCUUCGCUGCAGAUAAAAAUCCGAAAAGCGAUAACUUCGACUGGGUUUUUAAGAAUAACGCAUUUAAGAGGAAUUUAUUUAAGUCGCGAGUUUCGAGUGUCGUCGGAGAUAAAACUCGGGACGUCACUCACCCGUUACAAAGCAGUUAAAAUGCCUUCGGUUUAUUCUCAAAAGUGUCAUUAAUAUUUCUCCAAUACCGAAUGAUUCAUUUUAAAGUGCUAAACUGUAAACGAAAAGGUGAAUCAUCCAAAUCGUUUAAUACUUCUCGCUAUCGAUUUAACGUGGUUACGAUUUUUAUUAAUAAGGAAACAACCAGAUCUGAUGUAGAAAAGAUAGCGACGUUCAAUCGUUAAGCGAAUGCUCGGCAUCUGAGAAAUUGUCUUGCCGAUUUUCGGAUCAAAAGCUAUUAGCUCGUAGGCACAAAUCUCGGUCGUUCCGCGGACACCUCGUCCUAACAUCAUACAAUAGUCCGGCCUGUUUGUUCUGAUCCCUUAGUCACCCGGGGCUGUGACCUCACCCGACCAAAUCCUCGACUCGACUCGUCGAUGAUUUCAUUACUGGUCCUUUCACCUCCUCCCGUAGUGACGUGAGGAUGACGUCACCGACGCGGAGUCUCUAAAAUCUGUCGUGAGAAUGCUUGGAUUUGCCAUUUAGGCCCGAGAGCACGUGCUGUCUUUGUGGUAACCACGUGGUCGUAGGAAAGGCGUGAUUUUUCGUAUGAAGAGUCGAUAAGAUGUUCGCCAGUCUGUAACGUGUAACAUAUCAACACGUGUACUACAGAUCUUCAAUUGUUCAUGUCUGGUGCAGCGCAAUUACAGGUCCUUCGGGAAGUGUCCGGCGGCAUGCUACAAGUAAGUGACCAGAGGAGGCAAAGGUUACAUUUGGCUCUCAAUAGGACGCUGUGUUGUACUUCCUGCACGUCUCCUCCGCCGUCACCUCCUCCUUUAAACGCACCAGUACAAAAGAAGAGUCGGUUAGAUCCGAUAGACUGUAGAACUUAUCUCAAUCACGUGAAAAUGAUCGCUGCCAACGAAUUAGCGGCCGAUGUAGGAAGCGGAACCGUUUUGUUGGAUUGUCGCCCUUUUCUCAGUUAUAACAACAAUCACAUCGCGGGAGCUAUAAACGUCAAUUGUUCAGAUCGCAUCAACAGAAGGAGAUUGCAACAAGGGAGGGUGCCGUUGUGGGAUCUCGUGCCUUCGAGAGAGGGUAAGGAAACUCUAAAGAAGAAUAUUCUGGCCGAUGUCGUCGUCUAUGAUGAUUCCACUAGCGAUGUGGACAAACUAAGUCCUUAUCAUCCGUUAGCCUUGGUACUUCAUGCCUUGUGCGAAAACGGAGCUAAACCCGGAGUGUUAAAAGGUGGUUGGAAAGAAUUCCAGCGUUGUCACGGUGAUCUAUGCAUUAGUACUCAACAAAGACCAUCAGGAGAAGUUUGCAGCUCUCUCAUCAGUCCUACCAUGCCAGUUUUAACUGAAUAUGAACUUUUACCGAAAGCGGAGAACUUGGAUGCCACACCAAUCCUUCCAUUCCUUUAUUUGGGCAAUGAAAGAGACGCAUCCGAUUUGCAACGUCUUCGCACGCUAGACAUAAAUUACGUUCUGAAUGUUACUUCACAUCUCCCCGGUUACUCGGAAGACGACGGAAUUAUUCAUAAAAGAUUACCCGCUACAGAUAGCGGCCAUCAAAAUUUGAAACAAUACUUCGAAGAAGCUUUUGAGUUCAUAGAUGAAGCUCGCAGGAAUAAUAGCAACAUUUUGGUGCAUUGCCAGGCUGGCAUAUCACGUUCUCCGACCAUUACGAUUGCCUAUAUUAUGAGACAUACCUUAAUGAGUUUGAUCGACGCAUACAGGUUUGUGAAAAGUAAAAGACCUAUCAUAUCCCCUAAUCUGAACUUUAUGGGCCAGUUGGUGGAACUGGAACAAUCGUUGAGAACAGAUAGCGAAGCGGACGGACCAGAUUGUGCCUCUUACAAACAAUGCAAUGGAGAAAGGACUCCUAGUGCGCAAACCCCACCCGAAACAGGACCUAGUGUUUGACGCCCUCUAUCGGACAAUCGUUGGGUUAAUAUAUAUUGUGCCAUAUCCUCAAGGAGGACCAAUGUACAGACUCUUACCAUCCAACCAACAUUUAAGCAUGAAAAAAUUCUCACCAAACACGUGAUAUCCUAUCCAUUCGACUAGAUCUGAUGUAUAUUUUUCAUCAUAAUCGAUAAAUAAGUGUUGCAAACUUUCAUGUUUGUAAUACCCUAUUUUCAAAAGCGAAUUUUCCUUUUUUAUAAAAUUUGAAAUUUAAUUCGAUCUCUGUCCGUCGAUCCUAUUUAUACACUGUAUAUCCGAUUAAAAUUUUUAUAAUUAUAUAAACUUUCUCUUGUAGCAAAUAGGAAACAAAUAAUUUAGGAUAUUUAUGAAAGGAAUGAUACAUAUGUAACUAUUGUUUAUUUUAUGCUGAUUCGAGAUAUGACAGCUAUUUGUAGCAUAUAAGUGCCUUUAACUUUAUAUUUUGUACGUUUAGAGACUUAAACCUAAUUUUUUAUUAUUAACAGUAAUAGGUACCGUCCGUAUUCGAAAAUGAUUUGAAAAAUAAAUAUGUAGGGUAGAUAUAGGUGCGAUUAUAUGAAUAAGUUAACUAGAUAAGUCAUUUAUAUAAAAAGUUGGAAGUAAAAGUUUACAACAUUCGAAUCUUUCAGGCUUGAUUGCAUUCUCAAAGACAAACUAUUUUUGCAAGAUGGUCACAGACUUAAUAUUUAUGGAAUUUUUGUAUAUAGAUAUAUAUAUAAUGAUGUCAUUUAAUUGGCAAUUCGCGAACUAAUUUGGGAUUCAAGCCUUGGGUUCGAAUGCUUCAAUAUAAGCGGGUCCAUAGUUAAUCCAAAAUUUUAACCAAUCUAGUCUUCUGCAUUCUCUUAUAAUGAGACUUUAUUGUACAGUUGAGUAUUUGUCCUUUUUUUUUUGGUACAUGUAACGCAAAAAGGUUAUAUAUGACAUUCAAUUGACAACAGUAUUUUUCAAACAGAAGAAUAUAAUAAAA